UCUCGUGCUUUUUGGGGUUAUCUCUCGAUGAUGAAAAAUAAUCUCUGGCAGUGAUACGUGCACGAGUACUGCGAGUCAGUAUCCCAGACUCUUCACUGGGGAAAGAAACAACUUUGCAUUUGCAUAUACAGCUGCUCGGGGGGGAAACGAACAUUUUUUAAAGUUAUUCUUCCCAGUAGAAUCACGAGAGUUCGUUGUAAGCCCGAUUACUCAAAUCACUCCAAAUCCAUAGCAUCUCCAUGCUCAUGAAACCCCCCGAAAGUGGUUUAUCUGUGCUCUUGCGGGUGUAACAAGUCCCUCGUCGUCACCUGCCGUGUCUUUUUUUGUUGAAAAAAUUGCACUCGUACCACCCCACCCCCCCUCUCGCCGCCGUCGAUGUGACACCUUGAACCUCGGGGUAUUCUCUCCAAGCAACCAAGGAACCAACAGGCAAUUUUUAGUUCAACUCUCCCCCUCUCGUUGUAAAUUUCUCUCGUCAUCCAUGAUAUGGAGAUUUGAUAGUUGCUUUAUUCGCGAUAUCAUCGACGGUGGAUUCCAGUUUUGGGGAUUGAAUAAAGAAGAGUGUCUCGAGGACGGCAGGUCUUUCACUCAGACCAAGAGACCAAAAGGUCUCGCUUUGAUCAGGAAUGUCCCUGCCCUCCUCCUCCACCUCGACAUCAUUCUCAACGUCCUCAUCAACCUCGUCUCUAGCAUCAGCCAAAGGCAUAGAAGCUGAUAAACCAGCUGGUGGGAGUCCAAGUCCAGUUGAAAGGCUCGACGAUGGCCCAGGACCGAGUAAUGCCGACGAGGAGUCAGUUAAAACCGACAACAACGAGUUUGAGGAAUUCUCCAAUGAGCCUUACGAGGGCGAGGACGAAACGAGUGAGGAAGAGAGCGAGGUGAGUGACAAUGGGCUGCAGUGCGAUGUCGAGUGUGAAGAUGGAAUCAUCGACGACUCGUCAUCCAACUCGGACGUACAGAGGCCAGUGCUGCAGACCUGUGUGCCCCUGAAUGUCGUUCAGCCACUCAGGAAGAGAAAGAGUGAAACUGAAUUCGUUAGUUCACCAUGCAAAAAACUCAAUCCCGAAGAGAAGGUGACUUGUCCUUUAUUGGGGAAGAAACUCGAUGAUAAGGGGAAACAUGUGAGAUUCGUUAUUCCCACCAGGGAUAAUCCACCACCUGAAAUGAGUGAUUGGCUUCUUCAAUUCCAGAGAUGGUCAAAUGCUGAGAGAAUGCUAGCAAUAGACGAAUUAAUCGAGAGAUGUGAGCCAACGCAAGUUCGACACAUGAUGCAAGUGAUAGAGCCACAAUUCCAGCGUGACUUCAUAUCCCUCCUACCGAAAGAGCUAGCUCUCUCAGUUCUGGCAUUCCUUGAGCCCCGUGAUCUCCUUCGAGCAGCUCAGACCUGCAGAAACUGGCGAUUCCUCGCUGAUGACAAUCUCCUGUGGAAAGAAAAAUGCAGGUCCGCUGGAAUUGAUGAUCUCAGAGAUUUGCCACCCAUGAAACGUAAGGCAUGUCGUACUACUGGCAAUUGUGGUUCACCCUGGAAGCAGGCGUACAUGAGACAGCAUAAUAUCAAAAUGAACUGGAGGACUAUGCCAAUAAGACCGCCCAAAGUUCUCAAGGGACACGAUGAUCAUGUCAUCACUUGUUUACAGUUCUCGGGGAAUAGAAUAGUUAGUGGAUCUGAUGAUAAUACUCUUAAAGUCUGGUCAGCUGUUACUGGAAAGUGCCUGAGAACCUUAGUGGGUCACACAGGCGGUGUCUGGUCCUCGCAGAUGGCUGGCACAACAGUGAUAAGUGGCAGUACAGAUAGAACGUUAAAAGUAUGGAAUGCUGACACUGGUCAGUGUAUGCAUACCCUCUAUGGACACACCUCGACAGUACGCUGUAUGCAUCUCCAUGGGAAUAAAGUUGUCAGUGGCAGCAGGGAUGCAACACUUAGGGUGUGGCAAGUUGAUACGGGCGAGUGUCUUCACGUACUCGUUGGACAUUUGGCAGCAGUAAGAUGUGUGCAAUAUGAUGGUAAAUUGGUUGUCAGUGGUGCCUAUGAUUACAUGGUUAAAGUUUGGAAUCCAGAGCGUGAGGAGUGCCUACACACACUUCAGGGUCACACCAAUAGGGUUUAUUCACUUCAGUUUGAUGGUGUUCACGUGGUGUCUGGCUCCCUCGACACUAGCAUAAGGGUCUGGGAAGUCGAGACUGGUGCCCUCAGGCACACUCUCAUGGGCCACCAGUCUCUCACCUCGGGCAUGGAACUUCGUAACAACAUUCUAGUGUCUGGUAAUGCCGACUCCACUGUCAAAGUUUGGGACAUUGUCAGUGGACACUGCCUUCAGACACUGUCUGGUGCACACAAGCAUCAAUCUGCCGUUACUUGCCUACAGUUUAACAGCCACUUUGUUAUUACCUCGUCUGAUGAUGGCACUGUCAAGUUGUGGGAUGUUAAAACUGGUGAAUUUAUAAGGAAUCUCGUAGCUCUAGAAAGUGGAGGUAGCGGUGGUGUGGUCUGGAGAAUUCGUGCCAGUGACACUAAACUCGUAUGUGCAGUUGGUAGUCGCAAUGGCACUGAAGAAACAAAACUACUGGUCCUUGAUUUCGACGUCGAGGUGAAAUUUUGAAACAUGGAAGCAUUUAAGAAUAACAAAAACCCUAAGCAAAUGAAUAAUGGUUCAACGCCACGUCGUGCCUCGGUACGCAGUCACGGUAUUUCAAUUUUUGUAAAUAACAACUUAGGUAGGUGCAUUAAGGAAGAAAAAAGAACAAUCUACUUGUACAAUGUUUCAUGUAUUAUUAUUAUGGUCUGAUUUGUGAUAAGACUGCACACGAGAGAUUCCUUUUUUAAAAUGUGAAAAGGUAAUGGAGGAGUGAGAGAGAUGGAACAUGUUUCUUAGGUACAUUGGGACAAAGUUGUGAUUUAUUUCGUCCACUUAAAGCCCCCCGAGAAUGACGUAUGAAUUGAUAAAGACUCUUAGAAAAUUUAAUUAAUGAAAUCAAAGUGAAGCAGCUUAUCUAUUCAUUUAUCCAUUAAUCAAAUCAAUUGAAAUUAGAGAAAAUCCUUCAACUAAAUUUAUUUACGUCUUUUAAAAAUAUUUUUUACUAUCGUAAUAGCAGAUUUAUUCAUGCCAAACAGAAAAUUAAUUUCAAAAUCAUUAAAGAAGGUCUAAUUAAAUAAUUAACUCCUGCCUGGUGGUUCUCUUUCCAAAUAAAUUCAGAAUCACAAUCAUUAAAAUUGAGAAAAAAAUACAAGAAUCUUCUCACGUGGGAAGUAAUAAAACUACUUCAGUCGUUCUACGACAAAUUAGGCACAUGCAUACGUAAUUAUGGUAUUUUUAUAUACAAUUUGCCCCCUCCCCCCCGUGUGCGUGACAGUCGCAAUAAUUAUAAUCCUAAAGAUUCUAAUGAUUAAUGAAAAGGAAGAAAACAAAUGUAAUUUGUAAUAAUAAUUAAUCAGCGAGCUUCUUUUACAAGAGUAGGGGAAAUAAAUUGCGACACGCGUUUAUUGUUGGUGGGUCAGUGGACUGAAUUGUGCGUCGAAUGAAAUGUCAUUGUAUAUAAUGCAAAAAAAGGAGAAACUGAACGAUGAUGAAGUGUGUGAAAAUUAGUGACGAAUAUUCUGAUAGAGAGAAGUAAUUAAGAGUAAUUUUCACACUGUAAAUGGCCAAGCUGAAUCAGCAAUCUCUUAAUCGAUGUUCAAUGAUCGAUUACCUCGUGUUCAUUCAGACAAACAAUAUGAAAUUUAAAAUAAUGAUUUUUUGAACAGAAAAUAACAGUACAGAACAGAAGCGAAAUUAUCAUAAUUAAAUGGAGAAAAAGUAAAACUGAACAUCUCAGUAAUUCCACGUGCCAAUAAUUCAAGAUUCAACUGUCCAUUUUAAUAAAUUUAAUGUGCAAUACACUCACACAUACACACCAUAAGUUUUUUUUAGACACUUUUGUUUGUGAAAUCGACUGAUAGAAGAAUUAUGAUUUACUUCUUUUAUAAUUUAAUUAUUUUGUGCAUGUGUUGGAGGAUGUGGAGAAUGGAUAACAUCUUUUCGAUUAGAUGAUUUAUUGGCACGUGGUUGUACCAAUGAUCGCGUUUUAUUUGUAUAUUGCUCAAUAGUUUAUAUUACUAUAAUGUGUUAUCUGUUGUAUCAUUUUUUAUAAGAAAUAGAAAAUGUUGCUGCAUUUUGGCGAUGAAGAUUUUUUCAUUUUCAUUCAUUUCAUUAUGUCGAUUUGAUAAUUAUUUUGUAGUUACAUCGCCAUUAGUUGAAUAAAUCAUUGAUUUUUUUUUA
Messenger RNA from Diachasma alloeum, 4256 nucleotides. It is a transcript of the gene ago, whose product is annotated as F-box/WD repeat-containing protein 7. NCBI's taxonomy places the organism in Eukaryota, Metazoa, Arthropoda, Insecta, Hymenoptera, Braconidae. Gene Ontology annotation, biological process: proteasome-mediated ubiquitin-dependent protein catabolic process; ubiquitin recycling. Gene Ontology annotation, molecular function: ubiquitin binding. The record is from RefSeq and is a predicted model, not a curated record. The transcript has 6 exons. Gene Ontology annotation, cellular component: cytoplasm; nucleus. Bases 627 to 2600 code for a protein of 657 amino acids.